This is a messenger RNA of Pezoporus flaviventris, 2577 nucleotides long. RefSeq names its product Src like adaptor (gene SLA). The transcript has 8 exons. Lineage: Eukaryota; Metazoa; Chordata; Aves; Psittaciformes; Psittacidae. Gene Ontology annotation, molecular function: protein binding. Bases 243 to 1079 code for a protein of 278 amino acids. The record is from RefSeq and is a predicted model, not a curated record.
GAGCCUUCCUUAUUUCUCAGAGAGGAAGUAUGUGGCCUGUUUGGCAAAUGCUGCUCUACAUGACAGCGUGAACUUCACAACACACUCACUCGACCGGCUGCUCCUCGACUUGAUCAGCUAAACCUUGCUGGCAGCAUGAGAGCAGUAUUAUGACUACGGCUUUUAUGAGAGAUACUGCAACCUGGAAUAGCAUGCCUAGCAUUUAAAGUUCUGAAAGAGCUUUGACGGAAUUAGAGAGCGCAAUGGGAAAUACCAUGAAGACACCAAGAGCCUCCGAAGAGACAAAUGUGCCGAGCCAAAUGGGUCAGGAGAGUGAUUUCCUUGCUGUCCUCUAUGACUAUCCUUCAUCAGACAUAAGCCAACCUAUAUUUCAUGUAGGGGAAAAACUACGUGUGCUAUCAGAUGAAGGAGGCUGGUGGAGAGUCCAUUCCCUUACAACAGGCCGAGAAAACUAUAUUCCAGGAAAAUAUGUAGCAAAGGUUUACCACGGCUGGUUAUUUGAAGGGUUGGGAAGAGAAAAAGCAGAAGAACUUCUAUUGCUACCCAACACCAAGGUCGGCUCCUUCAUGAUCAGAGAGAGUGAAACCAGGAAAGGGUUAUAUUCCUUGUCGGUGCGGCACAGACAAGUAAAACAUUACAGGAUCUUCCGCCUUCCAAAUAACUGGUAUUACAUCUCUCCACGGCAAACCUUCCAGUGCCUUGAAGACCUUGUGAAUCACUACUCAGAAGUUGCUGAUGGUCUCUGCUGUGUCCUUACAACACCUUGUCUUACCCAGUCCACUAACAACAACAGCGUAAUGAACCAAGUUCCUCCUGUGGUGAUGCGGAAUAAAAACUUCAACUGGAGAAAUAUUCACAGGCUGGAGGUGACUGAAGAUACUGAGAGCACCCUGGCAGCAAUGGAUGACUCUUGUCUUAGCUAUGGAUUGAGGGAAAGUAUCGCUUCCUAUCUGUCCUUAACUGGGGAUGGCACCACUUCUUUUGCAAGUACCAGAAAGAAGAAAGCCCAAUCACUCAUAUACACAGGGUGCAAACGCAAGAGUACCCUUCACUUACCACCUACAUACUAUGAGAACUAAAUGUAAGACAACCAGGAGGAAAAAAAAAGACAAAACUGAGGAGUUAAAAGAGAAACCCAGAGCAUUCUUUGGUCCUGCAGUCCUUCAAAGGCCAAGAGGUAGAAGCACACCAGCUGAUGACCAAAUAACUGGCAAUGCUUCUGCAUUUCCUCUUCUGAAUGUUAACCAGAGACCUUCUUAAGGAUGCUGUCUCAUCCACAGCAUAUGCUGGGAACAUUCUCAGUGCACCCAAUAUUAGAACCUAAUCACAAGCAGAACAGACUGAGACAGACUCAAAGUCAAAAGUCAAGUGAGGCAGAUGACUCUUCAGCAUGUCCAGCAUUGCACAAAGGUGAUUGCAUACAGAAGGACUAACUAUAGCUCAAGAGCUUAAAUUAAGUCUUACUCUGGUAUUCUCCACAAUGCUGAAAACUAUCUUUACAGAACUACCUACAAUGAGAACAGGAACCUUUUUCUGCUCCAUAAGGAGAAUGUAGUGGCCUGUGGUGUCACAAAAUGGUCAUAAAAUUAGGAACAGGAUUAACUCACUGGGAAAAGCAGUUCCUGUUUAACCCUGAGCAGGGAGUACAGGCAAAAGCCUAACUCAGCUGCUCAUAGUCUACCAGAUAUACAACAAAGAGAUUUUUAAUUGAAAAGUAAAAUGUGGUAAUAUUGUGCUUAACUGCAAAGGUAGGCUUGUAAAGGUGUCACCUUUUAUGUGUAGAGGACCACAUUUUAACCUCAUGUCCUGAAGGCACCCCCAUAUUUAUGUACAAUAUUUAUAUUAAUAGCAGCUUUUUUAAUAAUUAAACUAAGAGAGCAAAUCAGCGACAGUGGAUUUUAAAGAGUUUUCUCAAUUUCUCGUCUGAAGAGAGUUCUGUCAAAGGAUAACGACACAUUUCAUCAAACUCCGUCAAGAUUUGUAACCAGGUUAUCUCAAAUUAGAGAUUUUUUCUAUAUAUAUGUGCUCUUGAAGGAGCAGCUAGCAUGGUCCUUUGAACCUGACUUGGGAUUGUUUUCUAAAUCAAGUAGUCACAUCUGGGGGUGUAAAAUGCUGCAACCCAUGUUCUCAAGCCCAGAUCUUUCCAAUCUAAUAUUCUGUCACACCUUUUUUGCACAGAGUUGAGUAAUGAAGGUUUCAAGAUAGAGAAUUUGGUUUAUACAUAUACAUAUAUAUGUAUCAUCUGUAAAUACUUCUUAGUACAAAUCUGUGUGCCCUUUAGAUCUUUUAUCAUAUCAUUUGCACUAGCAAGACAGAUUCAGAGAUCAAAAUAGUUCACAGCAUGUUUAAACAUAUUUCAGAAUUUUAUGGAUGAAUGUAAUUUGACUGGCAAACAUUGAAAACCACAAAGCAAGAUGAACUCAGGAACUCUAGGUGUUUAUAUGAUCCCAUUACUGUUACUGAUCAUUACUAUGUUAUGGUGACUGCAUUUUACCCAGUGAAAUGUAUAUGGGGAGCAUUACAGAUUUUUAAGUCAAGUCAUGACUUGUAUUUAUUCAUUAAAAUAAUAUCCAGUAA